Molecule: messenger RNA, 549 nt
Organism: Abrus precatorius (Indian licorice)
Lineage: Eukaryota; Viridiplantae; Streptophyta; Magnoliopsida; Fabales; Fabaceae
Exons: 3
Coding region: 1-549 (182 amino acids)
Biological process (GO): cytokinin biosynthetic process
Source: RefSeq, a predicted model, not a curated record
AUGAACGCGUUGGCUUCAGAAUGCAGUAGUGGGUGCGAGUCUGGUUGGACUCUUUACCUGGAGCACUCUUUCCACCUCAACCACAAUGCUUCUUCACAUAGACCUUCGCAGUUUAUUGAAGAUGACGGCUUUUAUGACCAAGAAAAAGACAAGAAAGCUAAAAACGAGGACGCUGAGGAAGAGGACUUGUCCAUGGUUUCUGAUGCUUCUUCUGGGCCUCCACAUUUUCCAGAUGCACAAGAUAAUGCCCACUUUCAUUCUUCAUCUAAGGCAGCAAAACUGGCCAAGAGAAGUAAAAAGAAGCAGAAAGUUAGAGAAAACCAACACCUUCCUUCUUUUCUUGAUGACACUGCUAGCUCUCCUCUCUUUGACUUCUCCAUGAACAAUGCUACUGUGACCAACCAACAAACUUCUACAGAGAGUAUGCUAGAUUACUCACAAGGUUUCUCUGCUACUUAUUUCGAGGAGAGAUCCUCGUUGCAAGACCAUUUUGGUUUCUUCCAAGUCCAACCAUCUCUAUCAGAAAAUGAAGUUCAUAACAACAAGUAA